UUCAACCUUCGUCAUUCUACUGUGGUUGUAGUUAUUUUUUGUUGCAUCGCGUAGAUGACUUAUUUUAAUGUAAAUAUAAAACGUAUUUUAUGCAGUCAAAAAGUUUAACAUCAUUUAGGGGUCUUCCAAAGACUAUAUCAAACUGACGGAAAGUAGUGUUAAAAAGAUCUGCAGUAAAAUUUACUUAACACCCGUGUGUGUGGAAAAAUGGCUGAUAUCAGCUCGGCUCUGUCCAAAGAAGGCUGGUAUCUUUCUGAUGAAGGAAUAGAAGCCUGCAAAAAUUCUUGUGAAAAUCCUUCCAUUAAUGACAUAAUCCGUAUCGCAUUAAAUAGUGAUUUGAGGCCCAUUGGAAGGAAGUUUCUACCAAAUGAAAUCAACAGUGGAAGAGUUGAAAAGCUUGAUGGCCCUUGUAUUCUGCAAGUACAAAAAAUCCGAAAUGUGGCAGCACCUAAGGACAAUGAAGAAUCACAAGCAGCACCAAGAAUGCUACGACUGCAAAUGACAGAUGGCCAUACCAACUGUAUAGGGAUUGAAUUCAAAUAUCUGUCUAAAGUAAGUAUGAACACCCCUCCUGGAACAAAAGUGAAGCUUCUUGGAACAGUGCUGUUGAAGAAUGGGUUUUUGCUUCUGGAUGAGACAAAGAUUGCCAUUCUUGGAGGAGAAGUUGAUCAUAUGAUAGAGAAGUGGGAGUUGCAGAGGAGUUUGGCAAAACAUAGUAGAAGUAACAUUGGUGCAGAAGGUGGCCCACCUCCAUUUGUCCCGUUUGGUCAGAAAUGUGCUUCUAAAGAGCAAGUGGACACCAGAGAACUUGAUCAAAGAAAGACACUGCAGGUCACAAAUGCUGUAAAGUCAGCUGAUGAAAAUGAUGAAUUUGAAAAACAAAGGAUUGCUGCUAUUGCAGAAGUGGCAAAGAGCAAGGAGACAAGAACCUUUGGAGGUGGGGGUAAUGCUGGUGGCAAUCUAAGUACACCUAGUCUGAAUUAUAGAAACAGAGACACUUUUCAGAAAAAACGCGAGGAAAAGCCAGCAUGGACCGAAAGCAGGGCUGAAGGUGUUUAUCGAGAGUUGGUGGAUGAAAGAGCUUUAAGAGACAUAAUGGAAAUGGGCUUCAAUAAAGAAGCUGCAAGGCAGGCUCUUAUGGACAAUAAUAACAACUUGGAAGCAGCACUGAAUUUUCUAUUAACCAGCAAUAAGCCCAAGCCUUCUCAGGGACCACCGCCAAGAGGAAAGGGGAGAGGCAGAGGAAAAGCAAGACUUGAAGAUGAUGAGGAAGUAUCAGGUGGUAGGCCUUCUGGGCCCAGUACUCUGUUUGAUUUCUUGGAAUCAAAGAUGGGAGCAUUCUCCAUUGAUGAGCCAAAAUAUCAGCCUAUGCAAAACCAUCAGGAGCAACAUAAUAAGGCAUUUCACACAGGAAAAGAUCAUUUUGCAAAAGAACAAAUGCAAGCGAAAUAUCCUCAAAGAAAUGAAAAUAGGCAGCAAAGAAAUGAUAAACCACCCCGGUUUCAAAGGGAGAGUGACUUUUCUAAGGCAGUCCAGGACCCUUCGGCUGCAUCCCGAUGGAGAGGGCCAGAAAAACUGAACUCUGGAGGAUCAGAUAAAUGGCAGGAGGAGGGAAAGAAAGGCGGUCGAUCACAUUCUGGUAGUUUUCGCUUAAGAGACCAGGCAGUGCCAGGAGCAUUCCCGCAGGCACCAGACAGCGCAUUCAGGAAGGGCCCAAAAGAUCAUUCUAUGCAAGUAAAGUCCAUGGACAGCAGCAGUUUGACAGAAUUCAAGGGAAACUUGCGCCUCGAGUCCAAAUAUGAGACAAAUCGAAAGAGUCGGAAAUACGAAAGGCAGCCUUCUGAUAAUCCUGAAAAAAAAGCAUCGAAAGCAGUUGAUACUCUGAAUUUAUCAAAUUCAUGGAUUGAUAAAAAUAGUACUGUGACACAUGACUUAAGCACUGUUAGUACUGUUGUGAACUCUCUUAAUAUCCAAAAUGGAGAGUCGGAGCCUAAAAGAACUGGUCCAAUUAAACCAUUAAGCAUUAACUCUGUUAAUGAUUUUGAGAAUAAAAAUGUGUUUUAUAAUUCUGGGCCCAAAAAGAGGUCGGGGCCAAUCAAAUGUGAAAAAAAUCCAGUUUCAUCAGACCCCAAUCCUCUUGGGCUUAACUGGAAGCCUGGAGAUGAGUGCCUUGCCCUUUACUGGGAAGACAAUAAGUUUUACCGGGCCAGAAUUGAUGCUGUACAUCCUUCAGGAACGACGGCUGUAGUUGUAUUCAGUGAUUAUGGAAACUAUGAAGAAGUGCUUCUCCAUAACAUCAAGCCUGUUCAGGCUGAGACGUGGGAUGAAGAUGAUGUAUAUUAUGAACAUUCACUAGAAUAUCGUCGAGGUGGUGAUGGGCAACCAAGGCGUACAAGACCCACACAACAGUAUUAUCAACCUCCUAGAGCUAGAGACUGAUGUGUCAGGAACAGUUAAAGGUGGCUAAUAGAAAUACAACCUAAUGACUCUGGAUGUGGCAGAGGCGAUUUCUUCCAGUAAAACUGACAGCUUUUUCCCCUCUUUGGAUAUCGCUGUGUAAAGAAGUGAAAAUUUAAAGGGCUUUUACAGUUUGUGAUGAAACCAACAAAAGUACAUGAAAGGCCGUGUAAUGUACAAAUAUAUGUUUGUAUGUGCAGUAGAUAGAUGAUUGUUAAUAAAAUUACACAUUUUGUUUUCAUUUUUCAAGAUGUGUGCACUUUGUUCAUUAAUUUUUGUGGUGCUGUAAUUGAUUUGAGAUAUUGAGUGUUUACAUUUCACCAUCAACUUUUUUGCUGCUUUGCAAUACUGGAUUCAGUUGUUGGAAGAGGAAAAUUAUUUUACAAUAUGGUAUAAUUCACCUUAUGCUCAUCUUAAUCUUCUCAUCUUUUUUCCUCUAAGCAUUUGCUGCCAAAAUACUCAGGAGUUAAUCAAUAUUACAGUGUAAUAUACACAAGUUCUAAGUGCAGUCAAACCAGAAAUAAGCGACACCUCAAGGGACAAUUAGCAAUGGUCUCUUAAAUGGUCUCUUACUCUCAGCACUGGGUCUGUAAUUUCAGUGUUUUCUGUUCGUCUGACAUAGUUCCUAUGAACAUGUGUGCACUUUCUAAAUGUGCUAUAAAAAGCUAAGCAUACCUGGAUGCAGGCAGGGACUUUUUACUUUUUAUUUAGACGGUUCAUUAACAAAGCAUUGUUAUAUAACACUGUUUUUUUGCAUCAUUUAAUAUUUUGUACAGGGUGGUAAGACCAGGAAAAUGUAUAUUGUAAAGUGCUAGAAAAUUUAGAAGUUUAUUUCAUGCAACAAUUCAACGGGAUACAAGU
This is a messenger RNA of Lepisosteus oculatus (spotted gar), 3318 nucleotides long. RefSeq names its product tudor domain containing 3 (gene tdrd3). Gene Ontology annotation, cellular component: nucleus. Lineage: Eukaryota; Metazoa; Chordata; Actinopteri; Semionotiformes; Lepisosteidae. The record is from RefSeq and is a predicted model, not a curated record. Gene Ontology annotation, molecular function: protein binding.